Molecule: messenger RNA, 1569 nt
Organism: Peronospora matthiolae
Lineage: Eukaryota; Oomycota; Peronosporomycetes; Peronosporales; Peronosporaceae
Source: the annotation of a GenBank genome assembly
AUGACCGUGGCCUUGGCAUUCGAGAGUGACGAUGGCUCGCGAGUCAUUGAGACGCAGCUGCAGGUCCACGAGAGCGACGGGGUGCGCGUCCAAGACCGGGACUUCCGAGAUUAUUACGACGUGGCGCGCACGGUAGAGCAGCUCCAUCGGGGCGGGUACAGGAAGAUCGCGCUGCAGUUUCCAGACUCGCUCCUGCCGGAUGCACCUCAGGUCCAGAAGGAGCUGAAGGACCGACUCAAUGGCCAAUGGGAGCGCGUGUUUGUGCUGGGCGAUACGUCGUACGGAAGCUGCUGCGUGGACGAAGUGGCGGCGCAGCACCUGGUUGCGGACUGCAUUGUGCACUACGGCCGGUCCUGUUUAAGUACGACGACGAAGAUUCCGGUGAUUUACGUGUUUGGCAAUGCGCCAAUUCAAGUUGACGAGUGUGUGGAGCAGUUGAGUGAGCGAGUUGCAGCCGUCGAUGUAAAGAAGAUGUUGGUGCUGCUGUAUGAACCUCGCUACCAUCAUGCAAGUUGUGCUGUCUUUGAAAGGCUCAAGGAGAAAGUCGACGGACGCAAGCUGGUGUUUGGAAUCAUGAAAACGUUCUAUGACCCGACGGAAGAGGUCGAAGACGUUGAGACGUCGAAUGAGGGUGAGCAAUCUUCGCUGUCAGUGCUUCACAUUGGAGGACAAGACAUUGUCGUGGACUCCGAGACUGCCGAGGUCACUUCGGAAACGUUUGCGGUGCUGUACAUUGGGACAGAGUCGGCACACCUCACCAGUAUUCUCAUGCGGCACAGCACUGUCGAUUGCUUUUCGUACAAUCCUGAGACGAUGUCGACUCGCAAAGAGGGUGCAACUGUCAAUCGUGCGCUUAUGAGACGUUUUUUUCUUGUCCAACAAGCCAAGGAAGCACAGAUUUACGGCAUUUUGAUGGGUACGCUCGGUGUCAACAAGUACCUGGACGUGGUGCAUGGUGUUCAGAAGCUGAUCAAAAAAAGCGGACGUAAGUCGUACCUGUUCGUCGUGGGUAAAGUCAAUGUGCCCAAACUCGCCAAUUACGCCGAGAUCGACGCUUUUGUGCUUGUGGCAUGUCAGCAGAAUACGUUGAUGGAUAGCAAGGAGUUCUACAAGCCAAUCGUGACUCCGUACGAGCUGCAACUUGCGUUGUCACCCACUGACGUGUGGGAUGGCCAAUACAAGAUGGACUUUCGCGAGGUGAUACCAGCACUCGAGCACACGGCGCGGAGCGUGGAACAGGUUUUCGGUGGAGGUGCGGCGGAUGACGUCGACAAACCGUUUUUCUCGCUGGUUUCUGGAACAUACAAAGCAUCUUCACGGUCGACGGCAGCUAACCGCGAGGCUACAGUCCACGCACUCACAGCAUCAGCUGAGGAGCUUGACGCAUCAAGUGCGUUGCAGGUCAAAGAUGAACGCAAGGAGCUUUCGACAUACCGCAGUGAGGCUGGUGACUAUUUGACUACAAGGGAGUACCAAGGUUUGGACCCACGUAUUGGUCAGACGCCUGCACAUGCCGCUACCGAAGGCAGCACCGGUAUUGCACGUGGAUACACACAUGAAAUUGAAUAG